This is a messenger RNA of Zingiber officinale, 562 nucleotides long. RefSeq lists its product as uncharacterized. NCBI's taxonomy places the organism in Eukaryota, Viridiplantae, Streptophyta, Magnoliopsida, Zingiberales, Zingiberaceae. The transcript is spliced from 5 exons. The record is from RefSeq and is a predicted model, not a curated record. Bases 25 to 441 code for a protein of 138 amino acids.
CAUAGUUAAGUUGGUGUGGUCAUCAUGGCUUGCAUUAGGUUUAGGUUCCGCUCUCUUGUGCUCGCGAUCAUAAUAAUUGCUACUUCUAACACUGUGCUCGGAAAGAAUGAAGAAGCCAAAGGAGCUGGUGAUAAGGAAGAUGGGAUCGCGAACUCUGUGAGCUCAGCAUUGGGAAGGAAGAUGCAUGGACUGCGAGAGUUGUACUCGGAGAAAAUAGUGGAUACGACAACUAAGAUAGACGAGAAGGCAGCCAGAAAAAUUGGGGUAUUCAAGUCAGAUGAUACAGUGCUACCAAAGGCAAACAAUGGCAAACAACACUUAGAUGCGGUUGCGGAGAUGUUCAACAUGCUGAACAAGGACUACCAAGCGAGGGCCCAUCGCCGGCCUCCGAUCAACAAUGGCUCGCCCUUGGAGGAUGAUGCUGAUCACCUUAAGCACUAGAGAGAAUAGGCAGCAUUGCUAAUUAGGCCUUAGUGUUUAGGUCAUAAAUAGUAGUUAUGUAAUUCAUAGACUAAAGAAUAACAGAUAUAUGAUGGAUAAAGUUAGAAAGAUGGUUAAUAAU